Odontomachus brunneus is the source of this 4834-nucleotide messenger RNA. RefSeq lists its product as uncharacterized. Lineage: Eukaryota; Metazoa; Arthropoda; Insecta; Hymenoptera; Formicidae. The transcript has 7 exons. The coding region runs from base 1007 to 3280 and encodes 757 amino acids. The record is from RefSeq and is a predicted model, not a curated record.
UCGUCGAUACGACAGUACUUGGUUGACGAGUGGAAGCCGAAGACUGUCGUAGCCGGUCGGGGACACCCGAAGCUGUGGAAGCCUCUGAUUGGUGCCGACGCAAUUGUCAUUAUGAGUGUCUCGGUUUGAACUCGCGUUUUCGUACUCUUGCGGCAAUCGCGAGAUUCAUCUGAAUUUUCACGGAUUGAAAUAUUUACGAUCCCGGCUCGAGAAUUAAUGGUGGCGGUACGAGUAGAUACAAUUAACCUCUACUGAACGAAGUUGAGAAGUUAUAAUGCAACGAGUAAAAGCCAAAAUAUCCUUCAAAGCGGAUUGGAGAUUAAAGAUGGAAAAAAAUAAACAGAUAAGAAAUAAGAGAUUGCGAGAUUUAUUUGUUCAUUUACACUUUUUAAAUGUUCUUUAUAUGUGUUCUUUAUAUGUGUUCUUUAUAUGUGUUCUUUAUAUGUGUUGUUCUGACUAAAGAUUUAAUUCAGAUAGAGAUUAAACCAGAUAGAGAUAAAAAGAAAGAAACAGGAAAUAAAUAUCAUAUUGAAGAUUAGACUUUAUUCUCGGUAUUUCGAUGUCGGAAUAAUUGUACUUUCAACUACAGUUACUAAUGUCUCUAGAGAAAUCAUCAUUAUAGACUAUUUUAUCUCAAUAUUUCAAGGCUUUUGGCUACCUAACGGCGCGGUAGACUUUGCUUGCGUGCAUGAUUACGCUGAAAUCACGAUGAAUUGUCUAUAAAUUCCUCUUGCAUUUCACUCUUAAUGGUACUAACGAUUUGCGAUGGAUAUCAAUAUCAAGCGCGAUAAUGCCAUAUACGUACGUGCCGGCAGUUUCCGUGGCAACGAGAAAGCAAACUCGUCAUGGCGAAAACGAACGAAACGACCCAACGUGACUCACUUCAAAACAGGACCGCCGCACCUCAUCAGUUCAUUGAUAAUUAAAAUUUACAAGUGGUACGACGCGUGUCAAGUGAAGAGGCGCUGAAUUGGAUAAUCAAGACUAGGAAGAAAAGGAAGAAAAUAUGCUUUCCUCGAAGGCGAACGCAGCGUUGACGCGGGUGAAGGAAAUUGAAGAGAAAUAUAAAAUGAAACGCAGAGAACAGAGAUGGAACCGCACAGAAGAUACAGACAGCUCGAUAAGCACCGUCUCGUUGAACCUAUCGGAAAACUUGUCGAAGCAAUUGAAGGAGUCGUCGGGGAACUCUCCGAAGCCUAAGCUUGACAUAAAAAUGCCAGAUAUGAGAUUCGAAGGUCACGAAGAGAGCGCGAAACUUCCAUUGCAGGAUAAGCAAUCUGACAGGAUGAACCAAGCUGUCGACGAAGCCGACCUUGAUGUCGCGAUGCCGUCGGAAGAUAAAUCGUCGUCACGUUCUAUACGAAAGCAAGAGAGUUUCGCUUCAGAUAUAAUAACGAUUCAGGAAAAUAGCUCGAUCGAAAGCGUGCUCGAUGACUCGAUGGUUUCGUCGAAAUCACUUUCGCGCUCGAAAACAUUGCAACGACGGUCCUCCACGGCUAAUGAGGAAUACUCGAGACACGAAGGAAGUAUGAAAACUGGUCUAAAGUCCGAGAAAGAAAAGCAGUUUGAUAAAUUAUCCGGCAUAUCGAGAGAAAAAUCAUCGUCUGCUAAUUCAUCAGUCGCAAAGCGAUCAAAGAUACUCGAGAAAUCGAACAAAAACACCUCCAAGCCGCGUUCCUACCUGAAAUCGGGAGAACAUUCAAUCGAAGAGAAAAAGGUCACUAAGGUACUGAGGAGAAUGAGUUCUGGCCGAAGUUCAAGGAAUUCUAAUCAUUCGGGGUCGUCGCGUGGCAACAGCGUUAUCGAUGAAUCAAUCGACACUUUGGAAGACGGCAGUGAAAUUAUCUCGGAAUUUUCUCAUAUUGAGAAAAGCAUCGCUGAAAAAACUGUAGAUAGUUCUGCUAAGAUAGUUUCCAGCAAUUCCGGACGCUCGUCAGCCGAGAAUGUUUCUGCGGACGUCUCAAGCAGGUUGAAACAUCCGGCAGGCGAAAAUGGAUACGUGAACGACACUUUCGAAGACAUUUCGAGCUCAACGGUGCGAUCAAAAUCGAGAUCGCACAGCGAGAAAAUUAUGGAUGGGAAGAAAAAUGCAAUCAGUCUAACGGUCAAUCCCAAUACGGACGACAUAAAAAUCAGUUUGAGCGAAGAGCCGUCAAAUGAUGUCGAAAACGUCGAGAAUAUUGACAGCAAGACAGGCAAGAAAGUUUCCCGGAGAAAGGGCUCCGUGGUGGUGAUGACUUCAGCGAGCCGACAAGAAAGUGACCGGGAAGAGCGCGGGAAAGUGUUGGACGAAACGAGAGAACGUCUAAUGAUGGAUGUCAUCGGAUUGCCGGUAACGACCGACGAGCGGAGCACAGAACAGACGAAGUCUGGUUCAUCGAGGAAAAAGAGCGAACCGACGAAGUCUAGUUCGUCCAAGGAGAAAAGCGAACCGAUGAAGUCUAGCUCGUCGAGGGAGAAAAGCAAACCAACAAAGUCUACUUCGUCGAGGAAGAAGAUAGAGAGAAGUGGAGAGGAUGAAAAUGUCCUUGCAGAAAGUUCAGAUCGACGGAUUCCCCAAAACGUCACGAAUGUGCUGAGAAAGAUGCACAGAGAUGCAGUCGACGCGAUGGCCAGGCGACACGCAAACUUGAAAACAGUGGGGAAAGUAUACGAAAGCUCUUAUGAAAGGAGAACUGAGUCUGAGAUCUUGGAGGCGACGUCGAGGCGGACAAAGAGAGAAGAAAGUCAUCAUAGCUCUUCGGAAGAAGAUAAGAUGACGGAGAACAAUAAUCGUGAACACAGCACUAAAAGGAAGAAGAGGAAAGCUAGGGUUACUUAUUCAGAACCAGCCGAAACUCGUGAUUGCGCCGGAAGUCAUAAAGAAUACAAGACUUUGAGAUACGACAGGAAACAAAUACGUGAACUACAGAAGCGGGUUGUUGAACUUAGACUGCAGCAAGAACGGGAAGACCUCCAAAAAUACAUACACGAACUGAAAGACUUAAGGUUAGGAGGAUCGGGUUCUACUCCGAACUAUUUCAGUCCCUUGGAAUUUCCGAAGAUCGCGGAAUUUACACCGCCUGAUCCACUCGACUUCGAGUCGCAGCCGGACGAUCAGCUCGCCGUGCUUCGAGCGAGAGUUUCGGCGAUCAGGCGAUGGUUGAAGGAUCAAUAUAUCUUGUAUCGUGACUACUGCGCUGUGGCGCAAGCGAUCAAUGCCCGCUACGUUCCCACGACGUUGGAGGAUACCAAAAAGACGAUACGCGAGCUGCGGGAAACUACGAUUAAAAUCAGAUGACGCCGCAACACGUGAGAUGAUAUUAGUACACGAACACGUCGAGGGUCUUCGUCGAAGUUGGCGAUUUAGCUGCAGAUUUGGCGGAUACUUCGGAAUUUGUGUGAAAAGUAAACGCGAACGAGUAUGCGUUGAGACAGGAUGUCCUUUGUUGAAUUUACAUAUAAUUUCGUGUCAUAUGUAAAUCAUUUGAAGAGCAAAACAUCGUUGAAUUUAAGAGUGGCGUAACGAUCGACUAAAGAAAACAGCUGAAGAAAGGUUGGUGCGUGAUAUUAUGUCGCAUAACAGGGAGAAUUACAUAACGUAAGUUACAUAAUCAUUGUCUUUUUUCCGAUGUUGCCUGGUAGUUACUAGUUAUGUAUUGUAUCAAUCGGGAAAUAAACGAACGUGUUAAAAAAUCUGCAGAUGUCAUGUCUUUACUCGAAGAUGCACGGAGAGAGAAUUUUACAGUAAAAAUAUUAUUACAGAAUUUUGCAAUCGAUGAAUAGAUCGACAUUCUAUCGUGAUUAUUUGUAUUUUAGGAACUGAAAUAUGUUAUUAAGUAAUUUGCUAUAUUUCUAACGAAAUUUGAUAUAUUUCUGGUGGAAUUUACUAUAUUCCUUAGCAAGGUGAACCUACUGACAAUUUUUCUCUGUAGACUACUAAACAUAGCAAAAAUAAUUUAUAUGAAAAAGAACUGUAAUAUUUUCUCCGUGUAGAAUUUUGUUUGUUUAUAAUUAAUCCUUUUGCGCGAUAGGAUUCGUGUCAGUAGAUAGUAGUUUUCAUAAUGAAAUCGAAGCUGAGAUUUCUCCUUUAUGCAAUUACUAAGUCGACUGUGCAACAUAUUCGCGUUUCCGGUGUAUGCGCGAGUUGUGAAACUUUGUGAAAAUCAUUCGCUAACACCUACGCGAAUUAUAGAAUGAAAUGAAAUUGUGGCACAAGGAAAAACAGAUAUUUAGAAGCACGUAUCAUACUUCGAUUUACAAUUCAUUUAUUUCAUUCGCCUUGAUUCGGUUCUCGAUUAAUAUGUGUCGUGCCGAUGAAUUUUUAAAUAUUGCGCAGAAAAAUGUCGGAUUGGCGAUCGAUUGAUUGCGCGAUUCGACUGGCUAUCUAACGCAUCACAUUUAACUUGCGUUGUAAAACAUCCACUUUGAGUAAAACUCUUGACUGGAAGUCUAUGGUUUACACAUAUUACAGAUUUUUUUCAAUAAAAAUCUCACGAAAGGAUGAUAUGUUGAAAUGUAACCUUAGAAUAUAGAACAUGAAGCUGAUUUCGCGACGAAAUUCACAAUGAAAUUCCCAAAGAAUCGUUCCCAAAGAUCGUAUCUCGAUCGAAACAAUACACGAGGAAAAGAGGAACGUGGAUCAACAAUCUCGAGUUUCCAAUCAAAGCAAACAAAGAGCGCACGAUAUCUGUAUAACGGCAGGUGGACUGUCUUUGACCUCUGCCGCGUUAUUGGGCAAGCUUCACGACGUUGCGUCCAUGGACGUAGUAUACAUGAACCCCGCAUACGGCCAGAAAAGUGAAGCCAACAUGUAGAAAGAGACUAUAGAUAAAAUAUACAUAGACUCCGCAUA